Molecule: messenger RNA, 9675 nt
Organism: Diceros bicornis minor
Lineage: Eukaryota; Metazoa; Chordata; Mammalia; Perissodactyla; Rhinocerotidae
Gene: METTL16
Product: methyltransferase 16, RNA N6-adenosine
Exons: 10
Coding region: 101-1786 (561 amino acids)
Biological process (GO): rRNA base methylation
Cellular component (GO): nucleus
Molecular function (GO): 23S rRNA (adenine(1618)-N(6))-methyltransferase activity
Source: RefSeq, a predicted model, not a curated record
UCUGCGUUUCUAGGAGCUUCGCGCUGCGGGUGGUUUAAGAUUCUGGGGCUGUAGAGGCCCACUCCAGACUGGUCGUCUGGCAGGAACUUUGACCGUACAGAUGGCUCUGAGUAAAUCAAUGCAUGUAAGAAAUAGAUACAAGGACAAACCUCCUGACUUUGCAUAUCUGGCAUCUAAAUAUCCAGAUUUUAAGCAGCAUGUUCAGGUAAAUCUGAGUGGAAGAGUGAGUCUUAAUUUUAAAGAUCCUGAAGCAGUCAGAGCUCUGACUUGUACUCUCCUGAGGGAAGAUUUUGGACUUUCUAUUGAUAUUCCGUUGGAGAGACUAAUUCCCACAGUUCCCUUGAGACUCAACUAUAUUCAUUGGGUGGAAGAUCUGAUUGGUCAUCAGGAUUCUGACAAAAGUACUCUCCGGAGAGGAAUUGACAUAGGUACUGGGGCAUCCUGCAUCUAUCCUUUACUUGGAACAACCUUAAAUGGCUGGUAUUUCCUUGCAACAGAAGUGGAUGAUAUGUGUUUCAACUAUGCAAAGAAAAAUGUGGAACAGAAUAACUUAUCGGAUCUUAUAAAAGUGGUAAAAGUACCACAGAAGACACUCCUGAUGGAUGCUCUUAAAGAGGAAUCUGAGAUAAUCUAUGACUUUUGCAUGUGCAACCCUCCCUUUUUUGCCAAUCAGUUGGAAGCCAAGGGAGUAAACUCUCGAAAUCCUCGAAGGCCUCCACCUAGUUCUGUAAAUACAGGAGGUAUCACAGAGAUCAUGGCAGAAGGUGGCGAAUUAGAGUUUGUUAAAAGGAUCAUCCAUGACAGUUUACAACUUAAGAAAAGAUUAAGGUGGUAUAGCUGUAUGCUGGGAAAGAAAUGCAGCCUUGCUCCUCUGAAGGAAGAACUUCGCAUCCAAGGAGUUCCUAAAGUCACCUAUACUGAAUUCUGUCAAGGUCGGACAAUGAGAUGGGCUUUAGCUUGGAGUUUUUAUGAUGAUGUAACAGUACCAUCCCCGCCAAGUAAGCGAAGAAAAUUAGAGAAGCCAAGGAAACCCAUUACAUUUGUAGUGUUGGAGUCUGUGAUGAAAGAAUUAUCCCUCAAAGCAUCGUCUUUGGGCUCUGAGACAGUGGAAGGCAUAGUAGUUGUGACGACAUGGAUUGAAAAAAUUCUCACCGAUCUGAAGGUCCAGCAUAAACGAGUUCCCUGUGGAAAGGAGGAAGUUAGCCUUUUCCUAACAGCUAUAGAAAACUCCUGGAUUCAUAUAAGGAGAAAGAAGAGAGAACGAGUGAGACAAUUAAGAGAAGUUCCCCGAGCUCCUGAGGACGUCAUCCAAGCCUUGGAAGAGAAAAAGUCCACCCCGAGAGAGUCUGGCAGUAGCCAGGAUUUGGCCCAAAGCCCCCAGGAGAGUGCCCUGUGUGGGCCCGCUCUAGAGGAAGGCGAGUCUGCCACUGCUGAGGGCCAUGGCCCAAACCAGGAUUCGCCUUCCCAGGAAGAAAACUCAGAACCCAUGGAGGAUGAAAGGAGUGAGAAAAAAGGAGAGAUAGAGUUUUUAGAAAGUUGUAAAAGCUCUAGCAAUGGAGCCCAGGACCAAGAGGCUUCUGAGCAGUUCAGCAACCCAGUGUCUGAAAAAGGGAAUCAUCUCCAAGGAGUGGCUGGACAGUACCUGUUCAAGUGUUUGAUAAACGUUAAGAAGGAGGUAGACGAUGCCCUAGUUGAAAUGCAUUGGGUUGAGGGCCAGAACAGGGAUUUGAUGAACCAGCUUUGUACCUAUAUACGUAACCAAAUUUUCAGGCUUGUUGCUAGUUAACUGCAAACUUCUUGCACAGUUGGGAAAGUUCUGUAAAGCAGCUUGCUUUGGAGUGGCCUGUGGGGUGGCAAGAGGAAUUCCAUCAUUGGCCCAUUGGUCUAUUAUAUGGAUUGUCCUAAAAAACAGAAAUAAAUUAAUCCAUUUUUAAACACACACACACUCAUCCCCCUCUCCCCCCUUUUUUUUAAGUUACAGGGCAUUGUAGUAUGAUAGUUCAGGAGGGAGAAUUGUGGUUAUCAGCACCAACAAAAAGCCAUCAGUAAACUCAUAAGGGAUUUAAACCUGACUCCAACAAAAAGCCAUCAGUAAACUCAUAAGGGAUUUAAACCUGACUCCAAGCUGAUCACGUUAGCUUUAGACUGGUUCUCUGAGGCCAAAAGGAUUAUUUUUGGAGUCUGGUCUGGGUCAGAACUGAACAGAGCAUCACGCUCUCUCUGUCACCCAUGGCUGCGUCUUGAGGAGUGGUGGCUUUCUCACUCCCCAUGUGGAGGCAGUACACCGGGGCACAUAGGCCCUGUGCCUUCUUCUAGAGUCACCUUCAAGACCAAAGACUUUCUCUGGGUACAUAUGACUGAUUACCCCUGUGUCAAUCCUGAGAAAAGAACUGGCCUGAUGGUAGGUGUGGGGGAGUCAAGGGGAGAGCUUAGUAAUGCCAGCAAGAAGGGCUGAUCUGGGGAGCGCCUGGGAACAUCACAUUCCUAACUCAUGUCUGUUUUGAUGUUGCUUAUUUCAGAAACAGAAUUAGGUAAGCAAAACUCCCAGAUGAGGCACAACAGAAUGAAGCCAUACCACUACCUCCAACCUGUUAAAAGUACUGUUUUUUAGCAGUUUCACUGGUGUAUGAUUUUUAUUUAUUUUGACAUUUAAAGUGGAGCUUUGUUUUCUUUUUAAUAUAAGAGUAUUCAGAAUUGAAAACUGUCAAUCCUGUUUGAAUCUUGGGGUUGUGGAAGAUAUUUUCUUGGCUUUGAGUGGUUAAGCGAUUGAUUAUAGAAAUAAGAAAUGGAGCAAGAUAGUUAUGUGCAGUAGGUUGCUUAAGAAAGUCUCAUCUGUUGGCAGAUAAGUUGUAGCUGAUCAAAUACUGCUUUUUGUGGGUUUCCUUGUAAUCCCCUCUGUGCUUACCUGAUAGCAUUGGAGAAUUCUGAGGCCAGGUAACCAUGUUCUUAAAACAUGUUUCUAAUUGGAAUGUCAGGGCUCAGCAGGAAUGCCUCUGGAAAAGGAGUCUCUUUUUUUGUUCUCUUGGUGUCUCAGUUUCCCUCUACUUGACUUCCCUAGCUUGAUUUUACACCAGUAGCUGACGGUUCUAUUUAGACGGGAGUUUUGGAGUGUGGUGCCCGAGCUCCUUAACCAUCUGCAAAGGAGACUGGGGCUGAGUAGUUAAGCCACGCUUUUGAAAGUUGGCUGUCGUUUAGGGCAGAAAACUGAUGACCUUGGCAGAUAUUUUGGCAGCAGCUAGACCAGGGCCUCAGCAAAGAUACAGGAAAUGAAAAUAGGACCAUAUUAUACCUCCCUGUGGCAUUGGAGACAGAGCUGCAGAAGAGGACCUAUUAACCAGUGUUCUUAAUCUGGUCCAUGGACUUAUAGAGAAUCUAUAAACUUCCUGGAUUAUUUCCAAAACCUCUGUGAGCAUAUGUGCAUUUUUUUCCUGGAGAGAAGGGUCCCUGACUUAGAGGGCUCAGUAACCCACGGAGGAUUGGGAACCAUGAUUCUAGUCCAGCCUCUCAUUUGACAGGAUGAGGAAACCGAUGCCCAGGGUCACAAAGAGCCAAAAUUCAAUCCAGGGCCUUGGAUUCCUCCCAUCCAAUAAUCUUCUCCUGUGCCUCCCACACCAUCCCGCUGUACUUACCUCUGAUGACACAUUGGAAUCAUCAUAUGCUGGACCCAAACCUAGUUUCCAUCUUGGUAGAAUUUUAAGAUAAUUGAGUUAGGUGGCAACUGUUCAUUCAAUAAAUGGUCAAUAAGUAUUAUUGUUGGCUUGUUUGUUUCAUUUUAAAAGAGUAGCACAUGCUCAUAGAUUUGGGAAAAUGAAAGUAGAAAAUAGCAACAGAAUCACUCCUGUCUCAACCUUCUCAAACACAACCACUGUUGGUACUUUAGUGUUUCCUUCUAGUCCCUCUUUCUGUAGAUGGGGUAUGUGAGUGUGUGGGUUUAACUUGGGUUGAACUCAUGCUGUGUAUUCAGUUUUAUAUUGUGCUUUUUUUCAUUUAAUGUCUUCUAAGUAUUUUUCUAUAUUAUAACAGUAGCAUAUUUAUUUACACUCCUUGGCUGUUCAAAAUGUAUUUCAGGCACAGUAUUAGGCUUUAUUUAAGUCUAGUACUUAGAGAUUCUGAGAGAAUACUCUGUGUAACUGGAGACAUAAAAGAUGUGUCUUGUGUCUAUAUUGUUUCAGUGGCCCAGGUUUAAGGCUUGGUGUCAUGGAGGAGGUUUUAUAGGUGUGAAGUUAAUGCUCUUAGAAUUUAAGAAGUACAUGAUGAGAGAGCUUCCACACUAGAGCUGUUGAGUGCCUUCUUUGCAUUUGGAUGUCUUCAUUUUCUUCUCUGGAAGAAUAGUUUAUUUCUAUCCAAUGAGAGAACGUUGAAAAUACUUUUAAAAGACAUCUAAAAAUUCCUUUCGUUAUGCAUAUACUUUAUAAUUGUGUGAUAUAUGAUAGCAUACACCUCUGAUAUAGGUUAUUGACCCAUGUAUCAUAAUAUUGAGUGAUAUUUGCCUUAAGUGUGGGGAGGUGAAGUUCAUGUUGAUAGAUUGGUAUGGAAUUAAAUCUUUGUGGUAUUAUCUUAAAUUCUGUUUUGGUCCGUGGCAUUGGCUUCUGAUCUCUUGAUAACUAAAGUGAGAACAGAGGCUGAACUUGUUUUCCAAGGGAGACUAAAGCUGCUUUUGUUCUUUGCAAUCUGCUUUGCUUCCAACAGUUUGGUUCCUUUGCCCUGCAUCCUUGCCCGACUCUUCGCGCACCAGAGCGUUGCUGCAUGUCCUAGCAGGGUUGGCAUCUUGGGUGGAGGUUCAGCUAAUCUUAAGGGUUCAUGUUGAUUACUUACAACUUUAGUGUGUAUUUUUUAAAACAUGAAACAUCUCUUCUCUUGAUGGGAGUCAAAGCUCAUUAUAUGAGCACACCAGCUUUUAAGCUCUGACGAGUAAUAAAACUGCAAGGUGUAGAAAAGAUGCCACAGCCUGUGGAAGAUUGGAGGCCUCUUAAAGGAAGGGAGUAGCCCCUCUCUCUUCCUGAAACCUCAGCAUUUUCCUCCCUAGCCACACGGGGGCAUCUUUAGCUCUUUUAUCAGGUGCCUUAAUGUCACUGUGGGAAUGGAUAAAAUUGUGUCCUUGAUAUUUUCUUGGAGUAUCCAGUUGCUACUCAGUUAAAUAUUUUUAUGUAAACAAGUACAUUUUCACAUAGAUAAAAUUUGAAAAAUAAGAGUAGAAAGAAGAAAAAAUGUACCACCCUGUGGUCUUUUUAUCUGGGCAUAAUCUUUUUAUGUUUCUUGAUGGUCCCAAUUGACUAUUUUUUCUUUUCUUUUCAUCUGUCCUGCUACUCUAGAAUAUAUCCAGGUUGGGUCAUCUCUUUGGAUCAACUUUUUAUUGAUAUCUAGUUAAUGGUGGUACUGAAGGAUAUGUUUAGUGAUCUUAAAUAGUCACUUUUCAAAAGCUGUGUAUUCCAGGAAGAGUAAUAUAGACAGCUCUAAGAAGCUGUUUUCAAUAUUCUUUUGUCUUUUAAUUCUUGUUUUGGUUUAUCUGGUGGGCUGACUAGAAUGCAUGUAAUGUGUUGUUUGUAUUAAAAGUGGGCACAGUUGGUUCUGUAUUGUGUAUAUUAUAUAGGUUAGUGGGCCUUCUUUCUCACAAGGGGUGUUUCUGUGUAGAAAAUGUAUAUUACUAACCCUGGGAUCUGUGUGGGCUCAAGGAGACGUUCUAUCUAUCCUUAUUUUUAUGGCGCAGGAUCAGAUGUUAUGAGUGGCCACUCAACAGAUCUGCGCAUUAGCAGGAUGCAAGUCCAGUUUGGAAAACUAAGGCGCCCUCUGGGAGAAGGAAAGUCUCAAAGGUACAGGAGUUUUACAGCCAUCCAAGUGGUGCCCCUAGGAAAGGGACAUGACCACGUCUUUUUUAGGGAAGUAGGAGCUCGGGAGAUUUGGUUUGCUAAAUGGCGCUAACCCCAGUGAAACCGAGAAGAGGCUUACUAGUGAGAAUGGACUGGCUUCUGCCUCCUGGAGCAGGACAUUGAUCUUGAACCUUUCUAAUGCUCCCAAGCACAAACCUCUUGGUGCUGGUGCCAGCAUAGUAUUAGAAUACCCUGCAUGGGGCUCACCCCACUAGCAGCAGGACCUCACACACAUACCAGAGAGUUCCUGCUCUGCUCUGUGGAGACAUUCAGAUCCUCUGCUGUGACUCACCCAAAUGACUAAAACAGCGGUUUAUUUUUUUAAUUGCUGGUUGGAACAGCUAAUGCUCCCUUUUGGAGGCUGUGCUUUUACUCUGGGGAACUGUGUUGUGACUGAGUGAAGGCUUUGGCAGAAUUGGCUUCUAUAUGAUGUUCUCAAGAGGGCAAAGGAUGUAUAAAUCCCAGAUGCUUUUCCAGCCACCUUAGGGGAAUGAAAAACAGAAGAGAGCACGGACCUCACGGUUCAUCAGGCCUGGGUUUACGUUCCAGCUCCCCUUACAGGGUCAGUCAGUUUCACUAGGCCUUGGCUUCCUCAUGCGAAAGAUGAGGAGUUCUUGCUUCCGAGUUGUAGUUAAGUGAGAGAAGGACUGAAACUCCUGGGAGGGUGCAUAAACAAAGAGGAGGCUUCUCAACUUGCUCAUCUCUUCUUCUUCUUUGAGUUUUCAAUUUCUGGUCAGAAAAUCUCCUACCAAUAGACUCAAGUGAAAAAGCUGAGAUCUUGAGUGUUUAACUGUAGGCGUAGAGUACCGCUUUUUGACCAAAAGCAAAAUUCAAGCUUCCCUGUACUGGAGGGACAAACAGGGACCCAAUAUUGAUUGGCCAUCUUUUACAUAAGUUGUCUCAUUUAGUAAUCCUGCCAAGUAGUGCGGUGUCCCUAUGUGAUAGCUUAAAGAAGUGGAAGCUCAGAGAGCGUAAGUGACUUGCCCUAAGGUUAUUCACAGAGCUAAGUCAGAGUGGGGUUUGAACUCAGGUCCAAGUCUGGGAUCUUGUACCAGAUCUCAAGAUCUGAAAGGAGCACUGCACUUGGGAUGGAAAUGGACCUCCAGGAUCAUUUGACCCACUUCUAGGGAAGGAGACUUCAAGUAUAUGACACAGGGAAGAGAGAAGAAGCAUGUGUCUUUUAACCCGACUUCACCAUUUAGCACUUUAAGGUAAUAUUAUUUUCUAGCUUAUGAUCAAUGAGCUUAUAAUUAGUUAUUAAUUUAUGCUACCAAAUCUUCAUAGAACUUUGUAUUUGGCAGUAGCAUAGAUAAUUAAGUAGUCAGUGAAACUGCAAAAUAAAAUGUCUAGUGCAAGCACAUGUUGGAUGAGAAUCAAUGUAAAAUAACUGAUAAUUAGGUAAUGACUGACAAUACGUAAUUGUAUAAUAAUGGAAGAAGGGUUUUAUUUUUUAAUAUUUUAACAGGCAGCUCCAAAUAUUUCACUUACAGAACACAAAACUGAUGUGCUUUUUGAUCCUGCUGGAGAAGGUAGCAAUUGUCAGAAAAACAGCAAGUCGUCUUCCCUAGGUAGGGUGAAUGAACUCAUGUCAAUCCGGAGAAAAGAGAAGGCUGCCUGCCAUCUGGUGGACCCAUUCAGGGAGUGUGGCCCGAGAGUCUAGACACUAGAGCCAGGGAAUUCCUGGCUGGGGGACUUGGCCUGCUCAGCAGCCAGUCAGCCCCCAGGGAAAUGGCAGCUUGUGCUACUGCUGUCCAAAAAGAGAGGGCUUUCGGGGAGCAGUGCUGAGCUGGACCCCCUCCUGCGGCAGUGGCUGAGGCAGGGGCCUGCUCCCAUAGAUUUGCGAUUCCAGAGACUUGUUGUCUCUUGCUGGGAAGGGGGGAUUCCCAGUCUGGUCUGACAUAGGAUCCUUCAUUCAGAUAUGUUUGUCUCCGGAUUCCUGCCUUCAAGGCCAAAUGUGAGGCUUUAUGGAUCAGACUCUGGCCUGUGUUUCACUGAACUUUAGAUGAGCGCUAAUAAGGGCUUUUUCAUUCACAAAGGGAAGCAUUUCGUCAUCUUCUGUACCAGGGGCUAGGCGAGAAGGAACAGAGCUCAUACUCUGACUGAAAGGGUGAGCUUUUAUUUAAUUCCAGCUGGUUAUUGCCAUACAGAAAUAGGUGCCCACUGUUGUUGGAUUUUCUGAUUUUUUGAGGGAAGCCAGAAAUCCAGAUUUAUGAGAAACUGACAACUAAUUCAAUAUUUUAUAAAAACCUGGUAGACCAUCAGUUUGUGACCUCUUCUACCACUGGCUGGUAGAACUGUCUAAAUAUUUGCUGCCUCCACUUUCCUAACUCUCAUUUACUUCAGCUCCUGAAGUCUGGUUGCUGCCCACCCUCCUUUUUUCAAGUUUUCUCCUGUCAAAGGGAGAAUCCCAAAGAUUCUGUCCAUGGUCCUUGUUUCCUCUUUCCUCCCACUUCUGGCUGACCUCAUUACUCCCAUGACUUCGCUUACUGCUCACCCAUACAUUCAUCUUGCCCAAAUCUAGACCUUUCCUGAACUUCCAACAUCCACAUACCUAGCCACCUAUUGGACAUCUCUCCUGGGACCGUGGCUGUGUCAAACUCAACUUAUUGUCUACACCUGCUUCUCUCCUAUAUUCUUGAUCACCAUCCCCUCAGCUGUCCAGAUUAGAAAUCUCUCCCAAAUCCAGCCCAGCCUCUCCAUCUGUGGUGCCACUGCCCUACUGCCAUUCCUUAUCUCUCAUCUGUACUGGAAGGGUAGCCUGAACCAUUGCUGAGGAACUUCAGAGCUCAGCAGCAGAAAGAGCAGUUUUAGAUAGGUUUGGGGAGGGGAAACGAUAAAGAAAACUGCUUUGAGGGGUGAAAUGGGAGAGCUUUUAGAAGAUAAACUAGGAUGGAAAGUAGACCCCUAGCAACAGGUCAAGUUAGUUGAGAUCAAGAGAUAUGAGGCUCUUCCUGAUAAAGCACAGGAGAACUUUUUUCCCCUUUAACUAUUUCAUUUUACAAAAGCAAUGCAUUUUCAUUAUAAGAAAUUUAGAAAAUAAUGAAUAAAAAUUUAUAAUUCCACUAAAAUGGAGUUAUUUUACAUUUUAUCUUAGUAUUUUUAUAUGCAUAUAUAUUUUUAAACAGCAAACGUGGGAUCAUAUUGUAUAUUACUGUUUUAUAAUCUUUUUCAUUUAACAGUAUAUUGUGAUAACUUUUCUCUGAUUAUAAAAUUAAUCUAUGUGUCAGAAAACUUGUGAAAAUAAAAAUUACCAGUAAUCACACUGCCCAAAGACAACGGCUGUUAAUAUUUUGGUUUAUUGACAACUCUGCUUUCUUCAAUGCCAUAUUGUGUUGCUUCACUAAACCAAUUGUUCCUUGUUGGAAAUUUAGAUUUUCUGGUUUUCACUGUUGUAAAUAAUGCUUUAGUGAAUAUGUUUGUAUAAAAAUCUUUGUGUUUUCUUAUUGUUUUAGGAUAAAUUUAUAUAAGAAUUACUGAAGCAGAGGAUCUGACUCUUUUAAAGGCUCUUCAUAUAUAUUGCCAGUUUGCUCACAAAACAGGUUGUGCUAGUUUAAGUUUCCACAAGUGCCUGUUUUUACCGCACCUUUGAAAGCACUAGAAGGCUAAUUUUUAAAAAUCCUUUAUCAACUGACAGGAGUAUUUUCAUUGUUUUAAUUUUAUUAUGGUAUUGGCAAGGUCAAGCAUUUUCAUAUAUUUAUGCAUAUUUAUGUUAUAUUAUUUCAUAUAUUUAUUUUAUAAAAUUUAAAUUAUGUUCUAUGUUCAUUUUUCUAUCCAAGUGUUCUUUUUGUUAUUGAAUUGCAAGGGCACA